Molecule: messenger RNA, 1200 nt
Organism: Aedes albopictus (Asian tiger mosquito)
Lineage: Eukaryota; Metazoa; Arthropoda; Insecta; Diptera; Culicidae
Product: testis-specific serine/threonine-protein kinase 1
Exons: 2
Coding region: 141-1058 (305 amino acids)
Biological process (GO): protein phosphorylation; intracellular signal transduction
Cellular component (GO): cytoplasm
Molecular function (GO): ATP binding; protein serine/threonine kinase activity
Source: RefSeq, a predicted model, not a curated record
UAAUGGCCUGAAAUUUGUCAAACCGUGUUGAUAACUGUAGCAGUAGGCCGCGUGUAAUGUCAUGACAGGUGAACCAGAGUAGACAACAAAAAAGAAAACGACAAAAAAAUCCAAAUUUCAAGUGCAUAUUUUAACAAAUCAUGGAAAAUUCCUCUUCAAAAGUGUCAAGGUUAACACCCUUGGAUAACGCCCUUACUUCGACAACAGAAUGGAGCCGAAAAGAGGUUAAAAAACAACUGUCGGAGCGAGGUUAUCUGAUCGGCCAGUCAAUCGGCGAGGGUUCUUACUCCAAAGUGUACUACUCGGAAUACCGCAAACCAGGCCUGCAGCAGUUCCCCGAACGGAGGGCUUGCAAAAUCAUCAAUCGUCGCAAAAGCUCAAUGGAGUAUUCGCAGUUCCUUCCGAGAGAGAUCAAAACGAUGAUAGCCCUGUCCCAUCCGAACAUCGUUACCGUCUAUUCGGUGUUUGAAUUCGGUCCGUAUGUUUGCAUCUUCAUGGAUUAUUGCCGCUGCGGAGAUUUAUUGCAGAGAGUUCAGACCCGCGGCAAACUGUCCGAGACGAAAGCUCGAGUCCUGUUUCGGCAGUUGGCUUCAGCAGUGCAGUACAUGCACUCGCGAGGAUUUUGCCAUCGGGACAUUAAGUGCGAGAACGUGUUGCUCUGCAAUCCGAUGCACGUCAAACUGUCGGACUUUACGUUCGCCAAGAAGUGUCCCUGUGAGGAAGCAUCCCCGAAACAGCUCAGCGCCACUUUCUGCGGCUCGGUGGCCUAUGCGGCACCGGAGAUCCUCAAGGGCAUUCCCUACCAUCCGAAGCGGUACGACAUGUGGUCCCUGGGAUGCGUUCUCUUCAUAAUGGUAACCGGAACGAUGCCGUUCGACGAGCGCAAUAUUCCGGAGACGAUUGAACGACAAGAGCGGAAGCACUACUUCUACCCGGACGGGGUGAAGCCAAAUCCGACAAUUAUCGAACUGAUUGACAGCCUAAUCGAGCCGGAUGUGAACGCCAGGGCAAGCAUCGAACAGGUUGUGAACAGUGCGUGGCUCCAGGAGGUGGAAUAGGCUGGGGGGAGGGGCGAAGGCUUCAAUCGAUGGCUUUUAUCUGCGAUUGAAGCGGACUUGCGAACGAGAUUUUAACCGAUGGACGUAUUCUGUCAAGAUGAAUUCGUUGAACGACCGGACAAUAAAAUCGACUUGCGUAGAA